Molecule: messenger RNA, 545 nt
Organism: Lepidothrix coronata (blue-crowned manakin)
Lineage: Eukaryota; Metazoa; Chordata; Aves; Passeriformes; Pipridae
Product: class II histocompatibility antigen, B-L beta chain-like
Exons: 2
Biological process (GO): antigen processing and presentation of exogenous peptide antigen via MHC class II; peptide antigen assembly with MHC class II protein complex; positive regulation of T cell activation
Cellular component (GO): membrane; MHC class II protein complex
Molecular function (GO): MHC class II protein complex binding
Source: RefSeq, a predicted model, not a curated record
UGAGGGGGUCACCAAUCCCACUAUCCAUUUCUGUGGAGCUGAUGGGGGGGUUCCCCCCCAGCCAAGAGCCGGUGCUGGGGCGUCCGUGGGGCAGAGGGGAGUGGGAAAGGGGGGUCCGGGGUGGCCCCCUGAGCUCCCAACCUGCUGGGGGUGGCUGGGGGAUGAUGGGGGGAACGGGGCACCCCCUGACCCGUGUCCUGCACACACAGGGGUGUUCCAGAUGAUGGCAAAGGCCAAGUGUCACUUCAUCAACGGCACUGAGCGGGUGAGGCUCGUGCACAGGUCCAUCUACAACCGGGAGCAGUAAGUGCACUUCGACAGCGACGUGGGGGUCUUUGUGGGGGACACCCCCGAAGGGGAGUUCUGGGCCAGGAAAUGGAACAGCGACCCGGAAUGAAUGGAGGAACAACGAUCUGCGGUGGACAGGUACUGCCGGCUAAACUACGAAUUGUCUACCCCGUUCACUGUGAACCGCAGAGUGCCCCCCAGCGUGUCCAUCUCACUGGUGCCAUCAAACUCCCAGCCCAGCCCCGGCCGCCUGCUCU